Molecule: messenger RNA, 572 nt
Organism: Ostrinia furnacalis (Asian corn borer)
Lineage: Eukaryota; Metazoa; Arthropoda; Insecta; Lepidoptera; Crambidae
Product: tyrosine-protein kinase Src64B-like
Exons: 2
Coding region: 207-371 (54 amino acids)
Biological process (GO): cell surface receptor protein tyrosine kinase signaling pathway; protein phosphorylation; multicellular organism development
Cellular component (GO): signaling receptor complex; plasma membrane
Molecular function (GO): transmembrane receptor protein tyrosine kinase activity; ATP binding
Source: RefSeq, a predicted model, not a curated record
GCGACCGAUACUUCACGUAACGUGUAUCAUAGGUGACUAAGUAGGACAACGAGUACUGUCCUAAGCAGGUAAGAAUCUGUUGUCCUAGGUGAGCGACGAGACGCGACAUGAAGGGCCAUGACACGACAUAAUGCGACCGCUACUUCACGUGACGUGUCAUACUGACUACAUAGACCUAGUCUACAUCGCAGCAAGUGGCCUCAGGCAUGGAGUACCUGGAGUCCAAGCUGCUCAUCCACCGCGACCUGGCGGCGCGCAACGUGCUCAUCGGCGAGAACAACGUCGCCAAGAUCUGCGACUUCGGGCUCGCGCGCGUCAUCGAGGACAACGAGUACUGUCCUAAGCAGGUGAGGAUCCGUUGUCCUAAGUGAGCGACGCGACGUAAUGCGACCGAUACUUCACGUAACGUGUAUCAUAGGUGACUAAGUAGGACAACGAGUACUGUCCUAAGCAGGUAAGGAUCCGUUGUCCUAAGUGAGCGACCAGACGUAAGGCGACCGAUACUGCACGUAACGUGUGUCAUAGGUGACUAAGUAGGACAACGAGUACUGUCCUAAGCAGGUGAGGAUCCG